Molecule: messenger RNA, 1129 nt
Organism: Ornithodoros turicata
Lineage: Eukaryota; Metazoa; Arthropoda; Arachnida; Ixodida; Argasidae
Product: 23 kDa integral membrane protein-like
Exons: 7
Coding region: 40-822 (260 amino acids)
Cellular component (GO): plasma membrane
Source: RefSeq, a predicted model, not a curated record
AAGGACUUUGAAUCUAGGCGCGACGUUUCUUUAUUUACGAUGCUUGCGGCCGUUCGACACGUCCGCAGGGAGUUGUCGGGUGCCGGUGGAUCCCAUGAGGUGACGGUUGACACCAGGGUCACGGAGAUGGGGUACCGGUGGCUACGGUUCACUCUCAUCGCCACAAACGUCGUAGUGUGGUUGCUUGGGUUGUCGCUCCUCGUGGCUGGCUGUCUCCUCAUAGUGGACCAAGACGUCAAGGAGGUCACACAUAACUUUGACAUUUUUGACAACUACCGAGUGGCAGGGGUGUUUACGAUCGUCGUUGGCACCUGUCUUUCCUGCGUCGGUUUUCUGGGCUGCUGUGGGGCCCUCUUUCUGAACGGAUGCCUCCUGCUCACGUACAUCAUGCUGAUGGCCGUAUUUCUGGUGCUGGAAUUCACCGUCAUGGGACUCGUAUGGAAACACGCCAACGUUUAUGAGCUGGAAGAGAACGUGUCUGAAGCUUUCCGCAAGCUCAUCCUCAAGUCUCGCAACGGUAUCUUUGCUGUGGAGAUGUUUCUCGACCGGGUGCAGCAGGAUCUCAAGUGUUGCGGUGGGCACGGCCCGGAUGAUUACAUCCUGCUAGAGAUGGACCGCUCAGCGGGAUGCUUCUACUAUACAUCGGGCGAAGUCGUCACAUACUCACAGGGCUGUGGCAAGGCGGUGAGCGAUUUCCUUAUGGGGAAGAGCCUCGCCAUUGGACUGGUCUGCCUUUUCAUCAUACUUAUUCAGCUUUUCGCAGUGGGAUGUGCAGUGUACUUAUACUUGGACCAGAGGAAUAAGAAGCCCACUCCCGUUUAAUGCCAUGACUAGAGGUGUGUGCGGGUGCGGUUAUAUCUCCGGAUCUGCGAGAAUAUCUGCAUGACAUCCUGGUUUGUGGAUAGAAAUAUACUGUUUUGAAAUCCGAGUGGAUAUCUGCGGAUCUUAUAUAUGCGCGGAUAGCGUGAGGAUGUGGAUGUCAACGCUGUAUCUGCGUCCGAAUCUACCCAUGACUCUUCAUUUUCUCUCUACAUGGUCUACAUGAACCAGUAAAGGUCUCUACGGGACAACUCUCCAGUUAUGUGACACAGUGUACACAGUUUGUAAUAAACUUCGUGACGAAGAAGUC